AUGGCCGAGGGUGAUUCCACCUAUUGCCCAGCACCAACUUCAACUACAACAUCAAGUUCGUCAACACCUACAAGUACGACGUCUACUUAUGGAGCAUGUAAUGUACCUACCAGCGCACUUGAAGUUGGAUUCCUAUACACUGAGGGGACAUUAGAUGGCUCCUCUGUUGUACAAUAUGAAGGUUACAUUGGUCCUAUACCAGCAGAUGGAACAUACCUUUUAUUGUCCAUUACAGGCCUGGAAACUUCGUACGUGUACUUUGGAGAUGGGGUGGCAUUUCCAUGCUGUUCGAUUGAUCGCCUGACUCCUCUGACCGUCAAUCAAGAUUACUUGUUUAAAGUAGAACCAAAUAGUUCUGAUUAUGUAGCACUUGACUUGAAGGCAAAGCAAUACUAUCCAGUACGGGCCUUGCAAUUGUUCCCACCGGGUUCCACAGCAAAGAAUUCUAUUGGUUUAGUGAAUCCCGCCGCCGGUGGUUCCCAGAUUCCAGUUGUUUACUUGAAAACAGAAGGCUCGUAUUGUCCCGUAUUUGAGCCAAGUUCUAGCUCUACUACGGCCACCUCCUCAACUUCUAUGAUCAUGAGCUCUUCGGUAAAUACCCCUUCAAUUUCAACCUCAAACGUUCAAUCAUCCACUAAUUCUGUGACAAUUACUAUUAGUUCUACGUCAACUACUCAAUCUUCAGUAUCAUCAAGUAGUUCAAAGAUUUCUUCACCACAACCAUCAUCUACGGACACUCUCUCUACAAUAUCUUCUAUACUAUCUUCCUUGCUGGCUACGUCCUCAAGGACAAGCUCCACCACAACAAAGUCAUCAUCCAUGCCACUGUCUACCUCCGACAUCGUGUUAUCAUCGUCAUCAAUAAUUCCUAGUAGCCCAUUUACCAUUAGUACAAGCUCAACAAUUUCCAACUCAGAUUCUACCAGUUCUGUAUCUUUUGACUCAAUAACCACUAGCUCUGUGCGAACCAGCUCAGCACCAAAUAGCUCAGCACCAUCUGGCUCUAUACCAACUAGCUCAGUAUCAACAAGUUCUGUAACAACUAGCUCUGUUCCAUCUGUUUUACCUACUGCAAUUCCAGGAGGCUGUAAUUUGGGUGACACCAUGAAGGCUUUCGUACCAAUUCGGUUGCCGUCUUCAGUAUUCUACAAUGGAUAUUAUUUGGCACCCAUCGACGGCUAUUACACAAUAACACUCAGUAGUACUUUUGGAGAAGGGUUCUUUUAUGUUGGAAAUGGCAAGGCCUUCAAUUGUUGCAUGGAUCCUUCUGUAAGUGCAGACAAUUAUUUAAUAGCUACCAGUGACCAUUCUUCUGGACAGGCAGUGGUUUAUUUUACCGGCGGUCAAUAUUAUCCAGUAAAGUUGUCAAUAUCUCCUGCAGAUGUUGUAGAUGUGGUCAUCAAAGGACCAGAUGGUUCUGAAGUUCAGCUACUGGAUGUUUCAGUCUGGCAGACCGCGGAAGCCGGAUACUGCCCUCCAGCAACAACUCCUGUGAGAUCCAGCUCAGUGCCAACCAGCUCAGUGCCAACCAGUUCUGUUCCAUCUGUUUUACCUACUGCGAUUCCAGGAGGUUGCAACUUGGGUGGCACUACACAGAACUUUCUAACUAUUCCCGACUUUCAGCUGUCUACAAAAUUGUAUAAUGGAUAUUAUUUGGCACCCGUAAGCGGCUAUUAUACUAUAACAUUCAGUACUACAAUUGGAAGUGGACACUUUUAUGUUGGAAAUGGGGUGGCCAUUAACUGUUGCAUGGAUCCAUUGAUAUUCAAAGACGGUUAUUUAAUUGCUACCAGUGAUCAUUCGUCUGGACAGGGAGUUGUUUAUUUUACUGGUGGUCAAUAUUAUCCAGUACGAGUGGCAAUUUCUUUUGACGACGUUGUCGAUGUGGUUAUUGAAGAGCCAAACGGUUCUGAAGUGCAGUUACUGGAUGUUGUACUCUGGCCAACUGCGGAAGCCGGAUACUGCCCUCCAGCAACAACACCUAUAACAUCCAGUUACGCACCAACUAGUUCAGUGCCAACUAGCUCAGUACCAACUAGCUCAGUUCCAACUAGCUAA
Molecule: messenger RNA, 2058 nt
Organism: [Candida] anglica
Lineage: Eukaryota; Fungi; Ascomycota; Pichiomycetes; Serinales; Debaryomycetaceae
Source: the annotation of a GenBank genome assembly